Molecule: messenger RNA, 4380 nt
Organism: Spirodela intermedia
Lineage: Eukaryota; Viridiplantae; Streptophyta; Magnoliopsida; Alismatales; Araceae
Source: the annotation of a GenBank genome assembly
AUGGCGAACAGCAAUCUACCUCGACGGAUCAUUAAGGUGAUUAUUCUUUCAGCUGUUGAUUAUCUCGUGGAACAGGCGCAAAGGAGUCUCUUGUCGGCGGUUCCACCAUUUCCGCCGCCUGGAGGCUGAUUUCUCAUGCCUUCUUCGUUUCCCUUCUUCCCGAGGCGACUGCCAUCUUCUUGCUCCAUUUGCUGUCUUGCGUCUCGUUUUCUUACACAAGGUUCCUGUUUCCCGUUGUCUUACAGGAAACACAGCGGCUUCUCAGUGAACCAGGUACGUCCCAUGUCUCCACCUUCCACGUUCCAGACGUGUGCUGCUGAGUAGAUUUGUGUUUUUAAUCGCUUUUUUUGGUAUUUCCAUCCACACCGCACGCGAAGAAUUGCGAUCCAAGAAUUGUUCAUUGUAGUCUAAAAUUAUGUUGCUGCAGCACCGGGCAUCAGUGCGUCGCCUUCUGAAGAUAAUAUGCGCUAUUUCAAUGUCAUGAUUCUUGGUCCUACCCAGUCUCCAUACGAAGGUAAAAUGAAAUAUAUAUCAUACUGUGGCCUUUUGUAUGUUGGAUGGCUUUUUUAUUGCUAACCCAAGUAUUGUUGUUAUUAUUAUGCUACUGGGGGACCCGUUAGCCUUUCCUUUCGUACUAUAAUUAGAUUCCAGUACAGUGAAGUUGACUACCUCGAAAGUAACGAUCUUAGGAUGGUCAGUGGACCUGGGUAUAAGUAGUCUCUGGUCAUUAGGGCGGACCAUCUCAUCAAAAGCUGGGUCGAGGAAUUUGGAUGGGAUUUGCGUAUAACAGAAGGAAUGAACUAACAUCACUGAAUACGGUGAUUUUAUGAUUGGCUCCUUUGUAAAGCAUGAUCAUAAUCGACGUCCCGUUCAAUCCAACUGAAAAAGCUGCUAGUGAACCAAGUUGCAGCCGACUGUUAGGGAAGGUUAUGAAAGAAGGAAAGAAGGGGAGAAAUCCUCAGAUAAUAUGCAGCUUUUUUCUUGUACUUUGAUGUUGGUAGAUGGUAAUCGGACUGGAUGAAUGUCCAAUCAAUGAUGAAUCUCACGAGGGCAUACUACUACGUCUAGAUGGUUUUAAUGUGCCCUGCCCAAUAGAUCCAAGACCUAUAAUUUGCCUCUUCUUAUAGACAGGAGGAAAAUGAGAAAGCCAACUUGAUUUUCUUUCAGGUAAGAUAUGAUUCCAAAAGGAAUAGGAUAACCAAAAUGAUAGGAGAGACACCCUCGUAUGAUCUGUUGGAGAUGAUGAAGAAGAGAUAGACAAACCUUGAGGAACAGAAAAAAGGGUGACAAUCAUACACAGGAAUGCAGAUUUUCAUAUGUUUCGAUUAUUCUUUCACCGACAGCUUCAAUCAGUUCACUAUGUCGAAGUAGUUAUGUAUCAUACGUAGGGAAAUAUGAUUAAAGGAGCCAGUCUGCAGCAUAAUAGCUGAGUAACUUGCUUUUCUUCUCUUCUAGUGAUGUUCAUGAGCUCAGAUGAUGUGGAAUGUUCUUUUACUUCUAGGAGUGUCCUCAGGUUUCGAAGAAAUUAUUUCAAGUUUGAGUGGGAGCAAGGAUAUUCAGAGCGAACAUGGAAACAUAACAAAUACCUUGGGACGCACACUGGCCAAUUUUCUUCCUAAAAUUUCUAGCAUUCCUUCGUGAGAUUAACCUCUGAGAAUGCUUGAUUGGAAGAAACUUUUGGGAAUUCAAAGCAGUAGUGUUUUUGACAGUGACUAAGACAUUGGUGGUCUGUAGAGAUUCGAAUCGUCUAGAAAAGCGUCUGUGCAUUUCAUAGUGAGUUUUAACUGUAUCGCAGACUGUCUUUUGUAGAACUAUGCUGACUAGAUGAUAUUUAAAAAGGAACUCCUUUGGUAUUCCUUCUUUUCUUAAUUUAUUUCUAUGUGCGAUAUUUUCAAUAAUAUUAAUUUAUUUCGCUGUGUUCUAGAAAUUGUUCCUUAUCCGAUAACUUCCUUCGAAAUAGUGUGUGACAGACAACUUUUUCUUUAUACCUUCCCAUUUCGUCAAUAUUUCUGUUUGUAACAUUAUAUUUUAUGUGAUUAGGAGGGGUUUUCAAGUUGGAGUUGUUCUUGCCAGAAGAGUACCCAAUGGCUGCCCCUAAGGUCUGACAAAUUUCAGUAAAAAAAAAUGGCCCCAACUUUUAGUCCCUUGAAUGGCAAAAUUGUCCCCAUUAUGGUGUUGCAUGCUUUUCCUGGAACUUUUUAGCCAAUAUAUUGCCCCAAUUUUACGUCACUUUAAUGAAAAAUUCCCGCUCUUUUGCAGCAAUACACUGCUACUUUUCUUACCGUGCCAUUGUUGAUGAACAACUUAGAAUCUGAUACGGGAAAGUUUGUUCAUUGUUGCUUUUCAUAUGUUUCUUCUGCUUUUCAAAAAUGGAUGUGCAUGCUGGCAUAAUAUUUCUUUGUAUACCACAUACUAUUUAUGCUUUCUCUACUCUUCAGACCAAUUGGCUGAUUUAAAAUUAUAGAUUCACCAUUAUGAUAUUGAUAUUGCUGUUGUUUUCUUGGGACAAUUUGAUUGACAUUUUGAUACUAAUGAUCAUGGUAAGUUUAACCAUCGUCCCUGUACACUUGGAUCAUUUGUUGUUGCAAUAUGCUCCGCCGUCAGGGCAUCUGAACUAUGACUGGCCCAUUUAGGUUACCUGGAAGAGGAAAACAGAUUUCUUCCAUGAUAUUGUCCUUACUUGCAGCUUUCUGGGUUUGUCCCCGUGCGCUUAACAGAGCAGUGUUUGGUCAGCUAUUCCGUAGUUGCAAUUCGCUAGUUCCUCCUCAGAAUUUGAUUUCUUCUGUCAGGCCAUGCUUGUUAAGCUUUUUUCCAAAAGGGUCUUCAGCUCUUGAAUUUUUCUUGUCAAUGUCUUAAUCUCGUCUCCCUCUCAUGUUUGCUUUCUUUCCACUGUCUGUGUAGCACAUGAUGUCAUGUGAUAUGCUCAAUUUCUUCUUCUCUUGACAUUGUUUCUAUUCUCUAUUUUUCACGAGCCAAGAUAAGCUUGCAUGCAGAUAUCGCCCACCUAAGGCUACUGUUCAUACGCCAACUUUAGAUGAUAAGUAAGGCUAAAUGUUAAGAAAUAUCAGUUUUACUAUGGUCAAAUAUAAUCAAAUUAAUUGGAAAACAUCAAAUGGAUUUUAGAACAUGUUUCAUGAUUUUUCUUUGUUAAACUUGCAUAUCAUUAUUUUUUGGAAAUAUCCAUUUGAUGAUUUAACUCAAAUACUAACGCAAUAUCCAAGGCAUAACCUUGAGAAAACUAGUUUUUUUAGAAAGUAUUUACAUCUGUAAUUAGUCGUUAUUUCAUUGGCACGUAGAUCAGACUGUAAAGUGGUUUUCUGAAAGUAAGAAUUAAUAUUUCGCCUCACAAAAGCUCUCUAUUCUUUAUUGAAGAAAUUCUAUGAUAUUUUUGGCAUCUGAUGAGCUCCAGUUAGUUCCGUUGAGGGUUCCGAGUUCAGUUCGAAAAUUGAGAUCGAUGAGAAAAUACAGAUCCUAGUUCCAUUUAAGGACAGCUCGGUGAGGUCAGGCCCAUGAAGGACAGGGUUACAGGCUUUUUACUCUGAGAUGGACCUUACUUAAAUGGCAAUCAGUUCCGUACUUGAUUCCGUGAGAUGAUAUCUGGGAAGUCAACGAUAUGAACCGAUCCAUCACCACCAGGAAGAGGGGAUCCCUCCUCACCAAAUCAAAUUUAUAGAAGAUCACAUACUUAUGAGCCGGCUUAGAUCUCAUAUGUUCAUAUUAUGCCAUAAAAAAAUGAGAAAAAAUGUAGUCUCUCUGUACUUCACUUGUGUUUUUCUCUGUUUAUGGGACAGGUGCGCUUCCUUACAAAAAUAUACCACCCCAACAUCGACAAGGCAAGUAAAUCUUCUACUCCAUUCCCUUGCUUUCUUUUACCACAGGGGGGGGUUUUUGGGGGGCGGGGGGGGGGGGACAGUCUCUGACAGCGACAUUACUGUCCACGGCAGCUUGGCAGGAUCUGCCUUGAUAUUCUCAAAGACAAGUGGAGCCCCGCCUUACAGAUCCGGACCGUGCUGCUGAGGUUAGCCGUGUUCUUGGGGGCCGUUGGUACCCAGAAAUCCCGUCCAUCUCCGAGAUUCUCUGCACAUAAAGAUGAUGCUUCCUCCACCAUGUGAACCAGCAUCCAAGCUCUUCUGAGCGCCCCAAACCCAGAUGACCCUCUCUCGGAGAACAUAGCAAAGCAUUGGAAGACGAACGAAGCGGAAGCCGUCGAAACAGGUAGCCGCCGCUGCCGCCCAAAUCCCUGCCGAAUGUUGGAAGAAACUGCGCUGGUUCCUGCUCAAUCUACGCCAUGAUCUACUGAAUUCUUUACUGACUUAGCCUUUUCCUCUCCCUUCUCCACCAGCGAAGGAAUGGACUCUUCUCUACGCCAGCGGAGCGUGA